UCGGCCAUAUGGAAUAGACGAAAAAAAACUUAUUUAAUUUUGUUGAAAUAAAUUUUUUAAAAUUCUUAAUUAAAAUUAAUAAAAAUAAUAUAAAAUUUCUCCAAAAUGGCACUGUCAUCACCACCACCUAAAGAUGGCAAUAAGAAAUCAGUGUUUUUUGAGAAUCCCACCAUGGAUUAUAUGGCACAACAUUUUGUGGGCAAUUUGCACAGAUAUCGUGAAAACAUAGUGAUACCAAAAGGCAAUGGCCCAGUACAGAUUAAAACCGACGAAGAGAAAAUGAUUGAAAAGGCCGUGGAAAGUUGUGGCUUCAAAUCGUUUACAGCCUGUGUAAUGGGUUAUGGUCUUGGUGCUGCUAUUGGUUUAUUUAGUGCCUCUGUAAAUCCCAAUAUGUCAGAUCCUUUUGCCAAUGAAAAGAAACAAACAGCACGAGAAAUUUUCAGAGAAAUGCGUUCCACAACUCAUGGUUAUGCGAAAAAUUUCGCUUUGAUCGGUUGUGUUUUCUCAGCCGUUGAAUGUGCCAUUGAAAGUGAACGUGGUGUAACCGAUUGGCGUAAUGGCACAUAUGCUGGUGCAGUAACAGGGGGUUUAAUUGGUUUAAGAGCUGGUAUUAAAGCCGGUAUUAUUGGCGCCGCUGGUUUUGCAGCUUUCUCUACAGUUAUUGAUUAUUAUAUGCACAGCAGAUAAAAAUAGUUUUAGUUGUGAAUUAAUUCAUAUUUUCUAGAGUAAUGUAAUGAAUUGUUGUUAAAGCUUUUUAAAUAAUAAUAAUACAAAGAAAUCGGCGAAAGCAAAAAAAUAAAUAGGUUUAAACGAACACAUACAUCUAGUAA
Lucilia cuprina (Australian sheep blowfly) is the source of this 830-nucleotide messenger RNA. Its product is annotated as mitochondrial import inner membrane translocase subunit Tim22. The record is from RefSeq and is a predicted model, not a curated record. The transcript is spliced from 4 exons. Gene Ontology annotation, biological process: protein insertion into mitochondrial inner membrane. NCBI's taxonomy places the organism in Eukaryota, Metazoa, Arthropoda, Insecta, Diptera, Calliphoridae. Bases 106 to 687 code for a protein of 193 amino acids. Gene Ontology annotation, molecular function: transmembrane protein transporter activity. Gene Ontology annotation, cellular component: TIM22 mitochondrial import inner membrane insertion complex.